AUGAGUUCAAAACCAGGUACACACCUUCGUGGAGCAGUUUCCCAACACGAAGAGAACACUGCAUUUGUGACUGAGCAGUUUCUCCCCCGCAAGCAAGAUGCCGUGUUUGGAGAUCCGUUUGUCUUCCAAACGUCAGCAACCAAUCAGCAUAUUCGCGCGAGGCUCAUCAUGCUCUCACCGUUCCCAUCUGAUACUGCUCCGUUGGCCAAAUCGGUAGCAUAUCUUUCUAGUCGCUUUGGAUCCAUCAAGGCCGAAGUUUUUCGUACACCUGGUGCAGAGAACCACUUCUUUCGCCUUCAUAUUUUCGCAUGCUCAGCCGGUGUGAAAAUUACACUACCCCCCUCUUUCCGGGGUAUUGUGUCCAUCAACGACUACGAGGGUCUACGUCGUCGUCGGCAAAUUCGUUGUGGUCGUACCUUCAACGAACGAAUGCGCCGUGGUUUUAUCAGGCUUGGUUCCUGUGCGCUCGAAAAUGACGACGAAGUUUUCAUCCACGCCGAGGGAAAGAUCGAGCUAAUGCUGAGAACGGAGAGUGAUGUCAAUGAUAGGGUUUGGUCUCGCAUGGAUCGUGGCAUGCGGAAGAUUUUUCAACGGCGCCUAGCUAUGUACAACUUGAAACUCGUAAUAGGCAUUGUUGUGGUAUCGGAAUGA
Molecule: messenger RNA, 651 nt
Organism: Suillus subaureus
Lineage: Eukaryota; Fungi; Basidiomycota; Agaricomycetes; Boletales; Suillaceae
Exons: 4
Coding region: 1-651 (216 amino acids)
Source: RefSeq, a predicted model, not a curated record